Messenger RNA from Fusarium tjaetaba, 1215 nucleotides. RefSeq lists its product as uncharacterized. The transcript is spliced from 3 exons. Gene Ontology annotation, molecular function: zinc ion binding; DNA-binding transcription factor activity, RNA polymerase II-specific. The coding region runs from base 1 to 1215 and encodes 404 amino acids. Lineage: Eukaryota; Fungi; Ascomycota; Sordariomycetes; Hypocreales; Nectriaceae. The record is from RefSeq and is a predicted model, not a curated record. Gene Ontology annotation, biological process: regulation of DNA-templated transcription.
AUGGAGCGCAACGACCCACCAGCGCGACGGAAGUCCUGUCAAGCCUGCAAAAAGGCACGUCGGAGAUGCGAUCUCGCGCGUCCGACGUGUGAGCGCUGCGCUCAGCGGAAUAUCCACUGCCAUUAUCCGUAUGCGCCUCCCCUGCGCGAGAGCGCCAGCUGCAUGCAGCCCGUGAUGCCAGUGUCGGAGAUUGACAGUCCACUUACGUCGUCAUGUCUCGGAAUGCUUGAUUCGAUUUUGGAACAGACGGUCGAUUUCACAGACCAGCUGUUCCGAGGUUCAUUAGAUUGUGAUACUUCCAAUUGGUCUACGCCAGGGCUCUCAACCACGGCUCAGCACGCGUUGAAUCGGUCUCAGCUUGUCACCAUACCCCAAGUCACAAGAGCUAUUACAUCACGUCUUCAGUAUGCUAUGGAUGCAAUAUUGAAGGGUCCGUCUCAAAUGGUUUCCGAGAAUCAGACGCCUUGGUGUCAUGCACAUCUAUACGAUGAUGGAAUGCCAAAAUGCAUGCAACAUGCCGUAUCCUCUGCGGCACUCCAUGCAGCAAAGAAUCAUCUCAAUGCCAGAGUCAUCCGCGACAAUGUGGAAAGCCGAGUGCAGGAACUCCUCGCCAGCGAUCCACCAACUACCUCAAUGGAAACUCUAGCAUACGCACAAGCGCUCUUUAUAUAUCAGAUUCUCCGCCUACUGGACAACGACGCCCGAACCUACGCCAUCUACGAAGCCACAAUGCCUCAUCUCGAAGAAGCAUCCAACGCGCUCAUUCCUCACAUCGCAAUCGACGAAGCAGCAAGUCAAUCCUCAGAUCCUAUACCUCUCUUUCCCGCUUCAGCAGCGCAAGCCUUCUGGACAGAUUGGAUCUUCCAAGAAUCAGCUAAAAGAACCCUCGGCAUGAUAAACUUCUUCAUGCUGACGUACUACUUCAUGAAAGGCGAGUCAGGUAAUAGAUGCGGCCAGAAUAAAAACAUCGCUGUGAAUCGGUCUGUCACCAUGUCUGCACAUUUGUGGAAUGCACAAGAUGCUGUUGAUUUUGCACUGGCGUGGCGAGAUAAAAAGCACUUUGUGAUAAAUGUCAGCGCACCGAAUUUCUUAGAAACCAUACUUCAGGAUGCCCAGAAGGAUGACAUUGAUGCGUUUGGGAAGAUAUGUCUAUCAUCGCUGAUGGGACUUACUGAGGCAAAGGGCUGGUUAGCUAUGAAAGGAAUUCCUUUAUAG